This is a messenger RNA of Pungitius pungitius (ninespine stickleback), 1897 nucleotides long. It is a transcript of the gene sntg2, whose product is annotated as syntrophin, gamma 2. The coding region runs from base 150 to 1760 and encodes 536 amino acids. Gene Ontology annotation, molecular function: structural molecule activity; protein binding. The transcript has 17 exons. Lineage: Eukaryota; Metazoa; Chordata; Actinopteri; Perciformes; Gasterosteidae. The record is from RefSeq and is a predicted model, not a curated record. Gene Ontology annotation, cellular component: dystrophin-associated glycoprotein complex; intracellular anatomical structure.
AAAAAACGCCAGAGCUCGCGGGAUCGAGGACUCCUCCGCGUGCCUCGGCCCGGGGACGCACGCGAGUAACACCUCGCGCGGCGGCGGCGCGCAGACGACUCGGAGGAGGAAACUCUCGGCGAAGUCAAGCGGGGGCUCGUUUGCGGGAAAUGAGUGUGACCGGGAAGCAGCAACCCGAGCUGAUCGAGCGACCCGCCAGCCUCUCGGUUCCAACUUCGACCAAAUCUGGAAUUGCCUUGCUGUACAACGAGGAGACCAACAACACCUACGACGUCUGCCUGAAGCUGACCCGGGAGCUGCUGACCAUACAGAAGCUGGACGUGGUCUGCACGAGCGGAGGGGAAUCCCCGGUAAAUCACAGGACGGUUGUACUGCGGAGACAGGCGGCUGGCGGUCUGGGCCUGAGCAUCAAAGGAGGUGCGGAGCACAACGUGCCCGUCGUCAUUUCCAAGAUCUUCAAAGAUCAAGUAGCGGACCGGACGGGGAAGCUGUUCGUCGGCGACGCCGUGCUGCAGGUGAACGGCAUCAAUGUGGAGCCCUGCACACACGAGGAAGUUGUUCACCUCCUGCGCACCGCCGGAGAUGAGGUCACCAUCACCGUCCGCUACCUGCGAGAAGUUCCAUCGUUCCUCAAACUGCCCCUAGGGUCCCCGGGGCCGUCCGCCGAUCACAGCCGGGUGUCCUCGCCGCUCUUUGACAGCGGCCUACAUCUCAAUGGAAACGGAAACAACACAGCCCCAUCGCCCCCUCCGCCCUCGGCCGAUAAGCCGCGGUACGAGAAGCGCUGGCUGGACGCCGUCCCGCUGCCCUUGUUGAUGGCCAGAGUCUCCAGAUGCAGAGCCGGCACAGAUCAAUUAAGGUCCAACUGUUUCGAAGUCUACGCUUUGGACGGCGCCGGCACCAACAUUCUUCAAUUUUGCACCGCGGCAGAAAGCACCGACUGGCUCCAGGCAAUAUCUACCAACAUCAACCAGUUGACACAGGAGAAGAUAAACAUGAUGAACAAAUCCUGCUCAUCAGAGGAUCAGACCGUUCACAUGGGCUGGACAUGCGGGAGCCCCGAGGGCGGCGCCGCGGGAAGGUCUUCAGCCUUCAAGUUCCUGGCUCUGAGAGGACCACUUUUUUACAUCUUCAGAAGCCCCCCGAUCAGUGCGGCUGACUGGGGACACGCCGAGACAACGUAUAACCUCUACGAGGUCCUUUUCAAGGUCCACAAGCUGUGGAUGGCGGAGGAUUGCUGGCUGCAGGCGCGGCUCUACUUGGGCCUGGAGCAUUCGCCGGAGCAGCAGGACAACGAGUCGCUGUGCUUCAGCAUCCUGGUGGGCCACGGCCAGAGCCACACCUUCCGGGUGGAGCUGGCCUCGGACCUGGCCACCUGGGAGAAGUCCUUCCAGAGAGCGGCCUUCUGGGAGGUGCAGCGAAUACGGUCCAAGAGCUACAUGUGCAGCAGCCAGGGGAACGUGCUGAGCUUCACCGUCGACUUUGGAUCGGGCUUCACCUGCUCGGAAGCCUCCUCAAAGACCCCACUGUGGCGAUACAAGUUCUCUCAGCUCAAAGGCUCCUCUGAUGACGGGAAAACCAGGGUGAAGCUCCUCUUCAAGAAUGCCGAAAGCAACCAAAUAGAGAUGAAGGAGCUGGAGUUUGCUAAUCUCACAGCCGUCCUUCACUGCAUACAUUCUUUCAUUGCCGCCAAAGUGGCCUCCGUGGACCCCCUCUUUGUGCACAGCCACAGCCUCUCUGGACAUCACGCGAACACUUGAGAGGACGCGUCCUCCUCGUCAUGUGCACCUGUUGCAUAUCGCCGGUAUUUUAUUUCCUGCACAGAGGCCAGCUGCCAGGGACAGCCCGUUCUUGCUAUUUUUGUACGGACUACCGAAUAAUAAAACAUAUUUGUAAA